Molecule: messenger RNA, 4379 nt
Organism: Euleptes europaea (tarantolino)
Lineage: Eukaryota; Metazoa; Chordata; Lepidosauria; Squamata; Sphaerodactylidae
Gene: FGD6
Product: FYVE, RhoGEF and PH domain containing 6
Exons: 21
Coding region: 109-4356 (1415 amino acids)
Biological process (GO): regulation of GTPase activity
Cellular component (GO): cytoplasm
Molecular function (GO): metal ion binding; guanyl-nucleotide exchange factor activity
Source: RefSeq, a predicted model, not a curated record
UCACAACCACCAAUCUGUUGCUUGUCACUUGAAGUGGAAAAAGUGUUAAGGAUGUACAGCUGAUGAAGGGAGUUCUGACUCACAAAAGCUUAUGUUGGAAUAAAUUUUAUGAGCCUUGAAGAAAUUAAGAAGCCACCAGUGGCCCCAAAACCAAAAUUUGUGGUAGGACACAAACUAGUGCCACCUCCUGUUGCACCGAAGCCAGAUGUUGUUCUUGCAGAUAUCUUACAACCCACAAAGAAAACAAAACCAGCAAUAGCACCAAAGCCAAAGGUUCUCAAGUGCUCAUCUUUUCCUGAUGUUAAAAUAGCACAACCAUCCUUAACAAAAAAUUCUGAGAGUUUAGAAGCAGACCAAGAUGACUCUUCUGAAUACUUAGUUAAUUUGAAUUACAAAAAUGGAGCACCAAAUGACAAUACUGCUUAUAUUAUAUCAGUGUGUUCAUGCAAUUUUGAAUGCAUUCAUAAAUAUGGGGAAAAUACAUGUAAAAAUUCUACCAUUUUUGAACAAUUGGAAAACCUAGAGAAUAUUGAUAUAGGUGAAAAACCAGCAUCAUCUUUAAAACCUAAAACAAUACUUGAUAGCCAUAAUGAAAAAGUUAUAAAUAAAAACCGGGUAGUCUUAAAGGCUAAUUUUACGGAAGAAAAACUGAAAGGUGUUCUAACACAUAGUGUUCUCCCCAAUAAUGGACAUUUGAGGCAGAAACCCUUGAAUAAACUUGAAAAUAAUGGCAUUAAAAUAGAAUUGACAGACCUUGUCCAGUCUGCAUCUAGUUUGGAAGCAACUACAGUCAGUUCAAAUACCCAUACAAAUAUAAAUGAGGUUACCCCUGAAAUGUCAGAAACCCCUAUGGAAAAGGUGAAUACUGGUGAUUCGUGUCCAGAUACCUGCACAAAAGAAGGUGAUGUGUCUCUUGCUUCCUUUGGGACAGAUGUACUUCCAUCAACUAAAGCUCUCCCAGUUCCAAAACCAAGAAAGAUACGUGUUCCUUGUCUUGUUCGACAAGAUGGUGUAGAUCUCCCAGCUGAGGAAAUAAAAGGACUAGAUGCUUCCAAGUGUCAUUCUGCUGGGCUUUCUGAGUGUGGAUUCAGAAAAACAGCCAAAAUUAAUGUUCUUGUUCAAAGUGUUUCCUAUAACAAUAAAGAAAUUUUGCCUGUAUCUGAUAAAUCUGAUAUUACUACUUCCGCUGCUGAGAAAAUGUAUCCAGCAAAAGAGUCUUCUGAUUCUAAUGAACGGAUCCCACAAAACAUUUUGCCUCAGGUUCUAAGUGAAGCCUCUCAGCUGGAAGAAAAUGUUAAACAUUCUAUAGAUUGUAACACUGUAUGUUCUGCCAAAAGUAUAGUGGAUGAUACUGGUAUAUUGACUGCUAGCGAUAACAAGACUAGCUUUAUAAGGUGUAAUAAUCUUUCCAUGAGUUUGCCUAAGCAAUUAAAACUGUCAUGCAAUCAGCAUUUGCCUGCCUUUAAUAGCCUUGAUUCUGCACAAAGGAAAGAAGAUAAAGAUGCACACUUAAAAGGUGAGAGUUUACUAAAAAUCAUUCCUAAAAAACCUCAAAGGCACAGCCUUCCUGCAGCUGGGCUGUUGAAAAAGGCUGCCUCAGAUGAAUUUGUAGAGAAAAGGACUUACCUUCUUAAUGAGGAAACACUGUCAGAGACUCUUCUGGAGAGACAGCGAGUAAGACAUUUAUCUGCCAAAGAACAAAGUACAUCACUAUCCUGUGAUGUUCCAAAAUCAUCUUUAGAGAAGCCUGUCUGGAAAUUACCUCAUCCUAUCCUUCCAUUUUCAGGCAAUCCAGAAGCCUUAAAAAACACUAAGAGUUCAAGAAGCAAUGAGCUUCCAGUUGUUGUGACAAAACCACGAGCCAAAUCAUUGUCCUCUGUUGAUAUGGACAGAAUAAACAAGCCACAAAGAGAAACUCAAAAGAAAAAUGCAUUAAAGAAAUUCCUAAACAUGAAAUUAUCUGUUUGUAUAAUAAAAAGUGACUUUCAGAGGUUUUUGGCCAAAGGCAGCCAAUCUGCAGAUGAUACUGCUGUUACUUUUUCUAACAAGGAAAGGCAUGGCAAAAACUGGAAUGUAACUUGUACAACCAGUGGAAGAAAAAAUAAAACCUCAAAGGCACAUUCUAUAGAAAAAUGUAGCACAUCCUCACAAAAGGGAAAGCAAAGAUCAAGGAGUCGGAAUGAAAUGACAGCUAGUCAGAAACCACAGUAUUUAAACGAACAACCAUCCACAUUGCAAGGGCACUUGAAUUCUCUUUCACAUGACCUCACACCAGAAUAUGAAAAUGUGAGCCAUUAUGAGGAAAUUCCAGACUAUGAAAACUUGCCUUUUGUAUUCACUGAUAAAAAUGCAAGUUUUGAGUGGCAGAAUUCCAGCAGUAUGGAAGACCAUGACGCUACUGAAGACCAUGAUGCUAACAUAUAUGAGGUGGAAGAACUAUAUGAAGCCACGAGGAGCAAUUCAAAGCUUAGCAGGCCAUCAGCAGAGGAUCCUGGUGAUUCUGGUUUGGUGCUUGGAGACCUACACUCCGAUGAAGAGGUGAUAUCAAGAGAUGCCAACAGUUCAGAUGAAGAUGAUGAUAGCAAUUCAGACUCUAGUAAAGGGGAACUUGAUACCCAAGAAAAUAAUCAGGCUAAAGCAGCUGGGAAAAAAACAAAGGCUCACCUUAUUGCUAAAGAAAUCAUGAGCUCAGAAAAAGUGUUUGUAGACGUGCUAAAGCUCUUGCAUAUUGAUUUCCGGGAUUCAGUGACACAUGCUUCCAGGCAACUUGGAAAGCCAGUUAUUGAAGACAGGAUCCUGAACCAGAUCCUGUACUACCUACCUCAGCUGUACGAGCUAAAUCGGGACCUCUUAAGGGAACUAGAAGAAAGGCUGGCUCACUGGGUUGACCAUCAGAGAAUUUCAGAUAUUUUUGUAAAAGAAGGACCUUACUUAAAGAUGUAUUCAACUUACAUCAAAGAAUUUGAUAAGAAUGUAGCCCUCCUAGAUGAACAAUGCAAGAAGAACCCCAGUUUUGCUGCUGUCGUUCGAGAUUUUGAGAUGAGCCCCCGCUGUGCUAGCUUGGCACUCAAACACUAUUUGCUCAAGCCUGUUCAGAGGAUCCCUCAAUACAGGCUGCUUUUGACAGAUUAUUUAAAGAACCUUUUAGAAGAUUCAGCUGACUUCAAAGAUACUCAGGAUGCUCUCGCUGUUGUCAUAGAAGUGGCCAACCAUGCAAACGACAUUAUGAAACAGGGAGAUAACUUUCAGAAGCUUAUGCAAAUACAGUACAGUUUAAAUGGUCACCAUGAGAUUGUACAGCCAGGAAGGAUCUUUUUGAAAGAAGGGACGUUGAUGAAGCUGUCCAGGAAGAUCAUGCAGCCACGAAUGUUUUUUUUGUUUAAUGAUGCUCUGCUAUACACUACUCCUGUUCAGUCUGGAAUGUACAAACUCAACAACAUGCUGUCACUGGCUGGAAUGAAAGUUAGAAAGCCAACUCAUGAAGCUUACCAGAAUGAACUGAACAUAGAAAGCGUGCAGCGAUCUUUCAUUCUUUCAGCCAGUUCUGCAACAGAAAGAGAUGAAUGGUUAGAAGCCAUCUCAAGGUCAAUUGAAGAAUAUACAAAGAAAAGAAUUACCUUUAACCCUAGCAGAAGUCUGGAAGAGGCAGACCCAGAGAAAGAGGAGGAAGACAGUCCUUUAGGGUCAAAGGCUCCCAUCUGGAUUCCUGAUACAAGAGCAACCAUGUGUAUGAUAUGUACUAGCGAGUUCACACUGACAUGGAGAAGGCACCACUGUAGAGCAUGUGGAAAGAUAAUCUGCCAAGCUUGUUCAUCAAAUAAGCAUGGAUUAGACUAUAUGAAAAACCAUCCUGCAAGAGUAUGUGAUCUUUGCUUUAAAGAGCUCCAGAAACACAGUAAGCUUUGCCCAGACAAUCUGUGCACUCCUUCUAAAAACGGGUCUCCAGUAAACCACAGAUCGCCAUCCAGUGCCUUGUCUACAGUGUUGCACAGUAUCCCAUCAGGAAGAAAACAGAAAAAGAUCCCAGCAGCUCUCAAGGAAGUAACUGCAAAUACAGAAGACUCUUCAAUGAGUGGCUAUUUAUAUAGAUCAAAGGGCAGUAAGAAACCCUGGAAACACCUGUGGUUUGUGAUAAAAAAUAAGGUGCUGUACACAUAUGCUGCUAGUGAGGAUGUAGCUGCUUUGGAAAGUCAGCCUUUACUGGGAUUUACAGUUGCUGAAGUCAGAGAUGAAAACACAGAGUCUAAAGUAUUCCAUUUACUGCAUAAAAAUACCUUAUUUUACAUAUUCAAAGCAGAUGACAUCCAUUCAACCCAAAAGUGGAUAGAAGCGUUUCAAGAAGCGACAAUAUUGUAGCAUGGCUGGUGGUGUCCUUUGUU